AUGGCCGCCGCCGACGACGCCCGCACGGCGGCGCCGCACCCGCACGCGCUCCUGCUCCCGUACCCGGCGCAGGGCCACGUGAUCCCGUUCAUGGAGCUGGCCGACCGCCUCCUCGACCGCGGCUUCGCCGUCACCUUCGUCAACACCGAGUUCAACCACCGCCGCGUCGUCGUGGCCGCCGCCGGCCGAGCGCUCGGAGCCGCCGCGGCCGCGGCUUGCGACGGCCGGCUGCGGCUCGUGGGCGUCGCAGACGGGAUGGGCUACGGCGAGGACCGCGACAACCUCGUCCGCCUCAACGCCUGUAUGCAGGAGGCCAUGCCGCCGCGGCUCGACGCGCUCCUCGACGCCGACGACGAGCGCCUCGGCAGGGUGACGUGCGUCGUGGUCGACGCCGGCAUGUCGUGGGCGCUGGACGCGGUCAAGCGGCGUGGGCUCCCGGCAGCCGCCCUCUGGCCCGCGUCGGCGGCCGUGCUCGCCGUGCUCCUGGGCGCCAAGAAGCUCAUUCGCGAUGGCGUCAUCGAUGACGACGGAGCUCCAGUUAAACUGGAGAACAACUCGUUCCGGCUGGCCGAGUCGAUGCCGGCUAUGGACGCCGUGUUCCUCGCCUGGAACUACAUGGGCAACCGCGACGCGGAGCGCAUGGUCUUCCACUACCUCACCACCACGGCGUGGGCCGCUGUCGCCAAGGCGGACGUCGUCCUCUGCAACACCUUCGCGGACCUCGAGCCAGACAUCUUCGGGCCCCACUCUCCGGCGGCCACCACCAUCCUCCCGAUCGGCCCGCUGCGCACCUGGCAGCGCCGGACGAGCGAGGCGCCGGCCGGGCACUUCUGGCGCGCCGACGACGAGGCCUGCUUGUCCUUCCUCAACGCGCAGGCCCAUGGCUCCGUGGCGUACGUGGCGUUCGGGAGCCUGACGGUCAUGAGCCCCGCACAGCUCCAGGAGCUCGCGCUGGCUCUGCUGGCCUCCGGCCGCCCGUUCCUGUGGGUGUUCCGGCCAGGGCUGGCGGCCGAGCUCCCCGCCGCGUUCAUGGAUCUCUUGCCACGCCAUGGGAGGGGUAAGGUGGUGGAGUGGGCGCCGCAGGAGAAAGUGCUCGCGCACCCUGCGGUCGGGUGUUUCUUGACGCAUUGCGGGUGGAACUCGACGUUGGAGGGCGUCCGCCAUGGCGUGCCUUUGCUUUGUUGGCCCUACUUCACUGACCAGUUCACGAACCAGGCCUAUAUCUGUGAUAUGUGGAGGGUGGGGUUAAGGAUAGUGCCCAAUGAUAGUGAUGGCAUUGUCACCAAGGAGAGAAUCAUGGAGAGAUUGGAGAGCCUGAUGUGUGAUAGUGGUGUUAAGGAAAGGAUGAAAAGAUUGAAGGAUUUGGCAGAGAGAAGCAUGGGGACAGAGGGCCAAUCUUUGAAGAACCUCGGGACAGAGGGUCAAUCUUUGAAGAACCUCAACACCUUCAUGGAGUCUAUGAGGAAGUGA
Molecule: messenger RNA, 1470 nt
Organism: Miscanthus lutarioriparius
Lineage: Eukaryota; Viridiplantae; Streptophyta; Magnoliopsida; Poales; Poaceae
Source: the annotation of a GenBank genome assembly